This is a messenger RNA of Lycium ferocissimum, 576 nucleotides long. RefSeq names its product secreted RxLR effector protein 78-like. The transcript has 2 exons. Bases 1 to 576 code for a protein of 191 amino acids. Lineage: Eukaryota; Viridiplantae; Streptophyta; Magnoliopsida; Solanales; Solanaceae. The record is from RefSeq and is a predicted model, not a curated record.
AUGACAAGUUUUGCUGAAGGAGACAGGAAUACAAAGUAUUUUCACAGUAUUGUGAAUGGUAGGAGAAAGAGAUUGCAGAUCAAAAGAAUUCAGAAUCGGCGAGGGAUAUGGAUAGAAGUGGAUUCACUAUUGGCGAAGAAGCUUGUAAUUUUAUCGGCGGUUUUCUCAAGAGUUGUGAUUGACAUUAGACUAAGGGGAAAACCAACUAAUGUAGUGCUUAAGCUUGACAUGGCCAAAGCAUAUGAUAGAGUAUCAUGGAGUUACUUGAUAAGAGUUUUAAGGAAGAUGGGAUUUGCAGAAGUGUUCAUAGAUAUGGUUUGGAGGUUGAUAGCAAAUAACUGGUAUUCCAUACUCCUUAAUAGCCAAGCUUCUACUUUUUUCCACUCCACCAGGGGUGUAAAACAAGGAGAUCCACUCUCUCCUGCUUUGUUCAUCUUAUCUGCUGAAGUUUUAUCUAGAGCAUUGAACUCUUUAUUUGAGAACAAUGAUUUUAGAAGCUAUGGAAUGCCCAAAUGGAGUGCAAGUCUGAAUCAUCUGGCAUAUGCAGAUGACACAAUAAUUUUUUCAUAUCUUUGA